AAGAUGGCAUUACAUUUGAUGUACCUAGUACUACAGUAGCUGGAACAAUCUAUAUAGUUGAUCCGACUAUUGGAACUUGUUCUUGUUUUGUCAGUAUCUCAGGAUCUCCCUGUAAACAUCAAGCAGCAAUCGCUUUAAAGUUUCAGGAAGGUACAUCAAAUUUUAUUGAUACAUUUACAAUUGAUGAUCGAAUGAAUUAUUUCUAUAUUGCAACUGGUUUAUUAAUUCAAGAAAGGUCAUUUUAUGCCUCUUUAUAUUCACGAACAAAUGCAACAUCUAAUGACAAUAUGGUUGAUCAAUUAAAAGUUCAAGAAUCUGCAAUUUCAGAAUGCAUAUCAAAAGAAACAAAUAGCAAUGAAGAGCUAAAUCGUAUUGAAUCUAUGACUAGUUUCUUUCAUGAGAUAGAAAACGAUAUUAAACAAAAUGCACAACUUCUUUUAGCUUUUGAAAAAUUUCAAAAAGGAUAUUUUGCUGCAAAAAAUCUUUCUGAAAAUAAUGGUACAAAGAUACCUGUUCAAGUAGCAUCAGUACAAAGAAGAAAAAGAGGUGCAUCACAUAGUACAAAAAGAAAAGCUUCAGGAAGAAAACCAUUAGAAAGUAAAGAAAAUGAGGAUCCAUAUGAAAUGCAAUCAAGAAAAAAAAGAAAAACAAUACGAAAGCUAUAUAAUUUAGCAAAAAAUAUUGAUGAUAAAGCUAAUUAG
Molecule: messenger RNA, 701 nt
Organism: Scutellospora calospora
Lineage: Eukaryota; Fungi; Glomeromycota; Glomeromycetes; Diversisporales; Gigasporaceae
Source: the annotation of a GenBank genome assembly